AACAUUUUUGUAUGGAAAAAAAAAUCACAAAUCUGGGAAGUAAAAAUAUAAAAGAGAAAGAGGGAGGGAGAGUUUUGCAGCUUGAGAAGAAGAAGCUGUUGAUUGGGGGCCCGAUUGCUACAUAGAAGAGCAGCAGCAGCUCUUCAUCGAGAGUGACGACAUCAUUCAGCAGCAGCCCUCCAACUGCGGUAAAUUUGUAGGUGAGGAAGAUCAAGUUUUUAUUGGUUCCAGAGGGCGGUCAAGUUUGAUAUAAUGAAGUGAUUUUCUUUUUGAACUUGAAGAUCGGUAGGGACAGAAUAGUAAAGAGAUUACACUAGGCAGAGAUGUUUUCAUUGUUUUAUGGAUUCUGGAAAUAUAUGUUCAGUAAGACGGAGUUUCAUGUACUCAUUCUUGGAAUCGACAAGGCUGGGAAGACGACUUUACUCGAGAAGUUGAAGUCAAUUUACUCAAACUUAGAAGGUCUCCCUCCUGAUCGGAUUGUUCCAACCGUGGGACUUAAUAUUGGUCGUAUUGAAGCAUCAAAUACCAAACUUGUGUUCUGGGACCUAGGCGGUCAGCCUGGUCUUCGCUCAAUCUGGGAGAAAUAUUAUGAAGAAGCACAUGCUGUGGUCUAUGUAAUUGAUGCCACUUGUCCAUCACGUUUUGAAGAUUCAAAAUCUGCAUUGGAAAAAGUUCUUCGGCAUGAGGAUUUGCAAGGAGCUCCUCUAUUGAUUUUGGCCAACAAGCAGGAUGUUGCUGAUUCUGUAUCAGCCGAGGAACUUGCUCGAUAUCUGGAUCUUAAAAAGUUGGAUGAAAGGGUUUAUAUGUUUGAAGCCGUUUCAGCAUACGAUGGGAUGGGGAUUAAAGAAAGCGUGGAGUGGUUGGUGGCGGUAAUGGAGAGAAGCAAGAGAACUGAAACGUUGAGAGCCCGUGCAGGCCCGGCAUCUGCCUAGACCGGCAUGUAUCAACCGAUAUGCAGUUUUCUUGCCUUGCUCUGCUUCUGUAACAAUUGUGUAAAGAAAUCGGGCUUUUUGAAUUCGAUGUUGAAUUAUUGUUUCCUGCUCUAUGUAUCAUAGAUCGUAUCAGGCUGUCACGAAUCAAGUUGCAGAAUAUGAAUUUUAUGUGUCGAUAUGACCGUUA
This is a messenger RNA of Malus domestica (apple), 1119 nucleotides long. RefSeq lists its product as uncharacterized. Gene Ontology annotation, biological process: protein localization to Golgi apparatus; intracellular protein transport; Golgi to plasma membrane protein transport. The record is from RefSeq and is a predicted model, not a curated record. Gene Ontology annotation, cellular component: Golgi apparatus. Lineage: Eukaryota; Viridiplantae; Streptophyta; Magnoliopsida; Rosales; Rosaceae. Gene Ontology annotation, molecular function: GTPase activity; GTP binding.